This is a messenger RNA of Cryptomeria japonica (Japanese cedar), 1984 nucleotides long. Its product is annotated as cation transporter HKT1;3. Gene Ontology annotation, biological process: transmembrane transport; monoatomic cation transport. Lineage: Eukaryota; Viridiplantae; Streptophyta; Pinopsida; Cupressales; Cupressaceae. Bases 92 to 1873 code for a protein of 593 amino acids. Gene Ontology annotation, molecular function: monoatomic cation transmembrane transporter activity. Gene Ontology annotation, cellular component: plasma membrane. The record is from RefSeq and is a predicted model, not a curated record. The transcript is spliced from 3 exons.
CUUUAUAAAAGAAACGUUGGUUUCCCAGUUGAGGGCAUUGUACUGAUUUCUUAUGAACUGAAUUCACUUGGAUCUUCUCUGCCGACAGAAGAUGCAAGACAUUUCACCAGAGAGACGGUGCACAAGGAAAAAGAGCUGUUUUUUGUUCAAGUACCUGAAAAAUAUCUUUGAAUCGGUGCCUCCAAUUCUAUAUGAUCCCUACUGCAUCCAUGUUAGCUAUUUUGCUGCAAUUUCUUUAGUGGGUUUGAUUCCUUUGAGAUUUUCACCCACUAAAAGCAAACGAUACUUGAAUGUGCUUGAUGCAUUUUAUACUAGUGUGUCAGCUGCAACUGUAAGCAGCUUGGGAGUUGUUGCCAUGGAAGAUCUCUCUCACUUCCACCUCGUAGUGAUGACCAUACUCAUGCUUCUAGGUGGAGAAGUUUUCACGUCCUUAUGCUCUCUCCACCUUGCAAGGAUUAGGCUUAGGCUCAGGAUCAGGCUUCAACGUUCAAACCUGCACCACAACUCAAUGAAUAGUACUCAAAUGCUAGAAUUGCAUCGUUACCAGAGCACAAGUGAUCAGGGUAAAUCUACAACACACCUUGAUCAAUAUCUCCAUGGAAAAGAUCAGAUGAGAAAAGAAUCAAUACUGAGACCUAACAAGGCUAUGACUGGUCCCGAGGAUAUCAUUGAUGAUGAUUUAGAAAACUUGGAGAUGAAUGGUUCAAGGAACAUGGCAGUAGAAGAGUGUCAUAACGAGGUUCAAAGUGAUGCUGACAACGUCCUGGAUGAUGAUUUAGAAUACCAAGCUCUUACUUUUCUCUGCUAUUUAUGUCUAGGAUAUUUUCUGUUUGUUCAGCUAGUUGGUUUUGUUCUCGUUUACAUCUAUUUUUGUGUAUCCAGAGGUGGAGAGAGGAUUCUAAGUGACAGAGGCGUAAGUAAGUCUCUGUUUGUAGUGUUUACAGUGAUAUCAUCAUUUGCCAAUUGUGGGUUCACUCCAUUGAGCGAUAAUAUGAUGCCCUUAAGAAAGCACAGUGUUUUGCUUAUGAUAUUGGCGUUUCAGAUACUCCUGGGGAAUACAAUGUUUGGUCCCUGCUUCUCAGCCAUCUUUCUGACACUGCGAAGAUUUUCAAGAGAAGAGGGUAGGAGAAAAAUAUACGAUUAUAUAGAGAAAAAUGGGCACAGACUGUUUGCAGAUCACUUCUUCUCCAGAAGACAAAACAUGUGGCUCCUUCUUUGCGCUGUGGGAUUUCUCACAAUUGAGGUAGUUAUGAUAUUUGCAUUGCAUUGGAAUACGGUAGCUCUGGAUGGGCUUACAGUGGGCGAGAAGGUGAUUGGUGGGGUGUUUCAAUCUGUGUCCAUUAGGCACUCUGGCGAAAAUAUCGUCAAUCCACAGCUUCUCUCUCCUGCUCUCCUCGUUAUCUACAUCGUCUUCAUGUAUUUACCACCCUAUCCAUUCUACAAGGAGAGACGAGAUAUCAUGAAUAUUAAACCAUUGUCAAAGGAGGAGUCAAAGAAGUGGAGUAUUCUUACACAAUUUGAAAAGUUAGUUAUGCAUGAUUCAUGCUAUCUUCUUAUAGCAGUUAUACUCAUUUGCAUUAUAGAAAGCCACAACCUUUCUCAAGACCCACUUAACUUCAAUGUUCUGGCGAUCGUCUUUGAAGUUGUAAGUGGAUAUGGAAAUGUGGGAAUUUCUCUAGGCUACAAUUGCAUCCUCUUUAGCAAGAUGUCUAAACAUUAUUGCGAAGAUGUGCCUUAUAGUUUAUCUGGGAAAUGGAGCACCAAAGGAAAAGUGAUAAUUAUAAUGGUGAUGUUCUUUGGUCGUCUUAAGGUAAUCAAAUCAUCUUUGAGAAGAAAGUUAUUCAUGCAAAAUGUAGUUUCCCACAAUUUUUAAUUCACUAGUAAAACUAGCCUUAUGGAACAAAUUUGUAAUAAAAUGUACAAUAAAGCCACAUUAAUUAUACAAAUUGUGGCUUCAUCUUUAAGUAUAUUGAUGAAUUUUAAA